Molecule: messenger RNA, 4140 nt
Organism: Artibeus jamaicensis (Jamaican fruit-eating bat)
Lineage: Eukaryota; Metazoa; Chordata; Mammalia; Chiroptera; Phyllostomidae
Gene: FAM111B
Product: FAM111 trypsin like peptidase B
Exons: 3
Coding region: 920-3217 (765 amino acids)
Source: RefSeq, a predicted model, not a curated record
GGCCCCUUCCCAUUGUGGACAGCUCCCCGCUCCCGGAAUGUCACUUGGAGACAGUCUAGGCAGCUGUUCCAAUCCAAGCUGUGUGAGCAGCUGCGGGGCGGGGAGGGGCUCUGUGUUCGAAGAGCGACCUCCAGGACUGCACUUAGACUUGCCGGGUGGAGGUCCUGCAGGGCGAGAUCCUGUCACAAGUCCACACAGGCCUUAGGUCCUUCACGGGCACAAUCACAGUUUAAUCCCAGCCAAGCUCCUUCCUUCCCAAAUGAGAAAACUGCCAUGCCCCCUGCCUCCGUGGGGUGCAGGGACAGGCUUGGGGGAAAGAAAUCCCCUGCUUGGUUUUUCCUUGUUGUGGGCUGGGGCUGGGGGGUUCUUCUCUGCCCUCAGGUAGUUUCCACCAUGGGUCUCCUGGCCCUUCUCAGCUGAAUCCUUGAGGGGAGCCCUCUGCCUGUGGCCCACAGUUCCGUGUGUCUCCUUGGCAUCUCAGCUCUAUCUCCUCCAAACGGGAAUUCCAAAGCCUCUGCCCUGCUGCCCUUUAGUGCCCGCUGGCCUGGAACGUCUCAGGGCAGUCACCCCCAGUAGUCACAGUGUGCAUGUCCUGUGGAGUGGUCUCUAACUGCGUGAUGUCCAGUCCCUUGCCAGCCAAGGUUUCAUUUGUGUUGCCCAUUUUCUCUUGUUUUCUUUCCAGACAGGAGGGUAAGUCCAGUCCCUCCUCUCUCCAUUUGGCCAGAAGUCCAAGGUAGUAUCUGUUUUACUGUUCUCGUUCUAUCCAGGUCUCACCUCUGGGCCUGUUAUUCUUCAUUGAUGGAUGGCUCUCCUCAUUGUGGGCAAUAUUUUCCUGCUUCUCUCUAUGCCCGAUCAUUUUGGACUGGAUAGCAAGCUCUGCUAAUUUCUGCUAAUUUCACAUUUGGGGGCGUUGCUGGAGAUGCUUCUGUUUCCCUCACUGUGCCUCCGCUUUGCUCUCAUGCACAGUUACUGUCCUCGGAAGCAUCUGUAUCCUUUCAUUUGCAGUGGGAGGAUCCACCCAGAGCCUGUUCCUUCCCCUGGGCCAGCAGUGGAAGUGAGUGAGAUUCUCUUAGGCCUCAUCAUGAAUCCCGUGAAAUGUGAAGAGAACAAGUCACUGGGUGCCAUUGAAAAGGACCAGACCUCCAGACCUGAAGUCACAAAGGAUAUUGUCACGAAGCAGACAUGUCCCGGCACAACAGUUGACCCUUCUCCAUCUGACGCGGGCAAGUGUAGCAGCACCGUUCAACGUGAAGGUGGUGGGCAUUUAGCAUCCCCUAAAAUUCAGAGCUCAGGGCUGAGCAGGAGUGGCAAGUGCUGUUUCCGCUUUACUUUCAAAGAAGGCUCCGGGAAAAGAGACCAUAGCGUGUUUAGAGCAUGUGGCCAACUCAAUGAGAGUAUCGACUCAGCUCUGAGAGCUAAUGAAAAUGUCCUCAAAAGGAUAGAGAAUUGUUUGAAUAAGAACAUUUUUGCCUAUGGACAGGAAGCAAUACAAGGAUAUAUCAAUUUAGGAAUGCCUCUCAAGUGCCUACCAGAAGGUUCUAAACUUGAAAUAUCAAUUGGUCAGAGAAAGGGGACUCAGGAGGAAGGUGAUCAGAUAUUACGCCACUAUGAAAAUCCCAGCAUCGAGUGCGUUCUUUUCCACGUUGUGGCUAUUGGGAGGACAAGAAGGACGAUUGUUAGCAACAGGGCCCUUCAUGAAACAGGAAGUACACUUUGUAUCUACGCCUUGAAGGGUGAGACUCUCCGAGACGCCCUGUGCAAAGAUGGCCGAUUUCGGUCUGACCUGGACGAAUUCGAGUGGAAACUCAUAGAAAAUCAUACAAACAUUCAUGGAAAACAGUCCACGGUGGAGGAAGUAGCUGGAAAAACCUUAGAACUGGACAUUUCUAAAAAGCCACCAGCCAGGAAACGUACCCCCCUGAAAACUGAACAGAAGAAUGAAAACGCCACGGGUGAAAUCAGGCCCUAUGAUGUGAUGCCAAGGCAGACUCAGGUCCACCAAGCAGAGCCCGAUGGAGAGUCUGAAGGUGUAGAACACGACCGAGAAAACGUUCUGCCACUUCGAAGUCUAGGCAAUGGCCUGGAAGGUAAAAAACACCGGACAAAUUCCAGAAGUAAAAAUGAUUACAGAGAGAGCAACAGAAAACGUAGGAAACAAACUUCACAGGCUUUGGAAAGGCCUCGUCUGCAUAUGGAAAGUGCUAUUAAUUGGGAUAUGCAGGGGGAGGCAACCCAUCUCUGGGUAAAGAACUGCACAGUGUUGGGCCACGUUGUUAUGCGAUGCAAUCCGUAUAUUAGUGAGGAUGCACUUUGGAUGAGAACUUUCUUUGAGGAGGAACAGAAGAUAAUCCAACGGCCUUCAUCCCAACAAUUCAAAAUAUAUAAAAAUUGCUUUGCCAAAGUAACUAAAAAUUCUGUUUCCGUUGCAACCUGUGAACGUCAUACUCAACUUAGUAAGUCAGUUGGGUUCGUGAGAUGGGAAAAUAACGGCACCACAGGCAAUGCUACUUGCUUCCUGUUCAAUGAUGGUUAUAUCUUCACUUGUCGACACGUUGUACACUUGAUGGUUGGAGAAGAGACAAAUCAGAGUCUGUGGUCAGAUAUGAUAAGCAAAUGUGCAAAGGUAACUUUCACUUUUAAAGAAUUCUGUCCCCCUGCUGAAGAAUGGUUUUCCCUCGAGCCAUGGCUUCAAGUGUCUAAUGAAGGUCCAGAUUAUGCCAUUUUAAAACUAAGAGAAAAUGGAAAUGGAUUUCCUCCAGGACUAGUUGGCCACACUUCCUCUCUGCCACCUAGUGGUUUGAUUUAUAUAAUUGGUCACCCAGAAGGCCGGAGGAAGGAAAUAGAUGGGUGUGCUAUCAUUACUCUAAAAAAGCGUGAAGAGAGGUACUCCCAGCUCCUUCAAGAUAAGGUGGAAGUGGUGGGACUGAAAGCUGCCACUCAUGUUCUUUGCUCGAUGUUCACCCCAAGAAGUUUCCCACCAGAGGCUUACAGCACUGAAACACUUAGUUAUGAUACUUGCUUUGCGAGUGGGUCCUCAGGCUCCCCAGUGUUUGAUGCAGACGGCAAAGUGGUUGCUGUGCACUCCUUUGGGAUGUUUUAUAAAAGGGAAAAUAAGGAGCAUGCCUUUAUUGAAUUUGGCUAUUCUAUCGAUUCAAUUCUUCGUGAUCUCCAACAGAGGAACGAGCCAUUGUAUAAACUGUUAACUGCAGAGAAGUAGGAGAACCUAAAUCAAGAGAAAAAUAACCAACAAGAGUCAUCACUUCGAGAUGAUCAGGUAGAACCCAUGGAACAUUAGGGGGAAAGGAGCCCUGGCCAGGUGGUUUUGCUGGUUAAAGUGUCAUCCUGUACACCAAGAGUCUGUGGGUUUGAUCCCCGGUCAGACCACAUACCUGAGUCACAUGUGGGAUUCCUGGUUGUGUCGCAAGUGGGAGGCAAUGAAUUAUGUUCUCAUAUCAGUGUUUCUCUCUCCCCACUCCCUUUGCUCCUUUUCUCUCUCUUUCUCUCCCUCUAGCUCUCAAACUCAAUAAACAUAUAAUUAUGUGGGGAUUAAAAAGAAAAUAUGUCAAUAAUUGAGAGUGUCCAGAAUGGCUUCUUUAAAGUAUACUGAAUAUGCUUUCUUAUUUAGAAAACUUUUAGAGAAUUAUGUGGCUGUGCAGAACAUGUGUUAGAGCUGAAAUAAAUACUGAGUUUUUUGCUCAUUGGCUUGUUUUUUAAUUUGAAAUGCUUUCAACCUCACAUCAAAUACUUAGGGUUUUUUUUUUUUUUUUGCAUAUAAAGAACUUGGCAUUUGGCAUUAGGUAUAGCCCCCAGCUUCACCAUGGGAAUCCAGUCUCCUUCCUAUGGCCUACAAGGUGCUUAGUGCCAAGGGCAUAUAUAAGCACCCUGUGAAGCACAUUUCAUUUCGAGGGUACGCUCUCUGUCCCCGGGGCUGUGAGGUAACUCGCACAUCACCAUUCCCUACCACCUCUCACCUCCCCCUUUUCACAUGUACAAGGAAAGACAAGCUUCUACACGGAAGACAAUUGGCAAGUCCCCUUGUACAGUAACUUGUUCUCCAGCUCUGUGUGUGUUUGUGUGGGCACCUGUCGACUAUACCUCUUGAGGAUGAUUUAAGGAAUAAACCGGACUUGAUAAAACUCA